Molecule: messenger RNA, 378 nt
Organism: Lactuca saligna
Lineage: Eukaryota; Viridiplantae; Streptophyta; Magnoliopsida; Asterales; Asteraceae
Source: the annotation of a GenBank genome assembly
AUGGAGUGGGGAAAUUAUGGGUCAUGGGUAUUUGUUGUUGGGCUACAUGUAUUUGUUGUUAGGCCAUGGGUAUUUGUUGUUGGGCCAUGGAUAUUUGUUGUUGAGAUAUGGGUUUUUGCUGAUAGAACGCAAGUGGUGAUGCCGAUGCGGUGCCCACCAUUGAUGACGGUUGGUUUUGCGGUUGUGGUGUUGUCUCGUGUCGUCAUGGGAUAUGGUGGCGAACCAUCAGACGACGGUGCUGCUUCAAGAGAUGGUGGCGGGCCGCCGGAGGAUGGCGCUGCUAGAGUGUCAGUUGCUUCCAACUACGCCAUCGGGUGUAUCGGGCUAUGCGGUGGCUCCGACAAUUCACCCCUCAUCUUGUUCGUCAUGCCUGGUUAG